UCUCUAUAGAGAUGUUCAUGUCUGAUUAAGAGAGUAAAUAUCAUAUUCUGAUAUCAUAUUCACAUUAUUCACUGAAAUCCAUCAUUGAUUUCUAUGAGCAACCUACCGUAUACUGUGAGGUGUAAAUGAAAGCUGUAUCACUGGAACACAUCCAGGCCAACCCCUUUCAGCCAGUCUGUCUCCACCAUGACAAGCAGACCCAUGCAUUUUCCUCAUGUAGACAUUUGUAAAAAGGUGCAAGAUUAAAGGGCAACUCCACCCAUUUUCAACCUAAUUUUCACUGGUUUGGUGCUGGAGAUGAUGAAUAUGAGGUUGAAAAGUGUUUGAAAUGCCCUUUAAAAGUGCUGCUUGACUGAGAAAUGGAAGCAGUUAUGUAUCAGCUUAGGGUCAUUUUUACAUUACUAUUUUACACUUGCAUUACUGUCGCUUAUAUACAAUAAUAUACAGUUAUAUUACAAGGCAAACACAUUCAGCCAAACCAGAUUCUGCAACCCUUUUCUAUAAUUUUAGCCCCUUAGAUAAAACAAUAGUCUGAACACCUGACAAUGUAUUGAAGAUACUGAACACCUGACAAUGUAUUGAAGACAUAUGACUUUUAAUUUUGAGGUGUCAUUGUAGACUGCCGACGUUUCAAAGUGAAACUCCUAUGCGUCAAUGCUGUCUGAGACAAAACGAUGGGGGAGAAAGAGAGACGGAGAGAGAGAGAACACAGGUGAGGACGCAAGCGUUGGCAGAGAGUCAAGCCUACAGCUGAUGCUAUACAUUUUCAGCACUAUAGACAGUUCCAUUCUGCAGCGCGAGCAGACAGAGGGGGUAUAAAAAGGUAGGAGCCGAGUUACUUAGCCUGCACACCAACACUGCAUAGUUUACUGGGGCAAUAUGAGCCACAGAAUGGACUAUCAUUUGUGUUCUCCGCAUAGGGGAGCUCAAGCUGAGUAUUGCUGCUAUCAACCCAAACUGACCGGAUCCCCCUCUGCAUCCAGGACCGUUGGCUUUGAGUCGACUACCGCAAUGACGCUGAAGAGCGAAUUCGGAUCCCUUCCGAGAUCAUCGGAGAGCCUUUUCGAUUUAUCAAACCCAUUUACCGAGGUUUUGACAAAAAUGAAUGAGAAAGAACAGCUCCAUGGGCUGAACGACCGUUUCGCCGGAUUCAUAGAGAAGGUGCGUCAUUUGGAGCAUCAAAAUGAAUUGUUUGAGAGGGAAAUCGAGGAAAUCAAACUAAAGGCACAGUCCCCUGCGUCUCUGGCCCAGGAGCAUGAGCCAGAGCUUAUGGACCUGAGGAACCUAGUUCAUGACAUCACCCUUCAGAAGCGUCAGAUCGAGAUAGAGCAUCAGAACCUGGAGGAAGAUUUCCUCACCUUGAGAGACAAGUAUGAGCAGGAGGCACGUGACCGCUCGAACGCAGAGAACGGCAUCCUUAUGCUGAAAAAGGACGCCAACGAUACAUACCUCGCCAAACUUCAGUUGGACAAGAAAGCACAGUCUUUGGUGGACGAGAUCCACUUCCUGAAGAACAACCAUGAGGACGAGAUAUCAGAAAUGGUGGCCCAGAUCCAAGAGGCUCAAGUAACGGUCAAGGCGCACGACUUUGGCAAACCUGACAUCACAGAGGCUCUCCGGGACAUCCGUGUGCAGUUAGAAGGUCACGCCACUUCUGACAUUCAGCAGGCCGAGGAGGGCUUCCGUGUCCAGUUCACAAAGUUAACCAAAGCGGCAGAAAGUAACAGAGAGUCGUUGAAGGCAACCCAACAGGAGAUCCAGGAGAAUAGAAGGCACCUGCAGGGGAAAACAUUUGAACUGGACUGUGGGAAAGGAAUGAGAGAGGCCCUGGAAAAACAACUACAAGAGCUGGAGGAGCGUCACUAUGCAGAAAUGAUUCAUUACCAGGUAGACUGUGGUUUAUUUUGUACCUCUAACAAUUGUAAGUAAACAUCCACAUGUUUAUGACUCAUAUUUGUAUUCAGGGCUAUGUACUAUGUGUAGGCCACAAAUAUAGGCCCCAUGUGAACUGUAUCAUUAUUGGAAUAUCAUUUCCUCAUAUUGGUCUAUAGGGGUAGAACAAUAUUUCCCCCCCUAAAUUUCUCCUUGUUGUCAUACCAGACAAAGUGGCUGGUUGACCCUAUUAUUGACUCUUCGUGUGUGCUUUUCUGUCCAGGACACUAUCAGGCAGCUGGAGAAUGAGCUGACCAAUGCUAAACUAGACAUGUCUGGCUACCUGAGAGAGAACCAGGACCUGCUGAAUGUCAAAAUGGCUUUGGAUGUGGAGAUUCUCU
Molecule: messenger RNA, 2273 nt
Organism: Oncorhynchus kisutch (coho salmon)
Lineage: Eukaryota; Metazoa; Chordata; Actinopteri; Salmoniformes; Salmonidae
Product: neurofilament medium polypeptide-like
Exons: 1
Coding region: 880-1929 (349 amino acids)
Biological process (GO): neurofilament bundle assembly
Cellular component (GO): axon; cytoplasm; intermediate filament
Molecular function (GO): structural constituent of cytoskeleton
Source: RefSeq, a predicted model, not a curated record